Molecule: messenger RNA, 1972 nt
Organism: Aedes albopictus (Asian tiger mosquito)
Lineage: Eukaryota; Metazoa; Arthropoda; Insecta; Diptera; Culicidae
Gene: Pnn
Product: pinin
Exons: 5
Coding region: 245-1513 (422 amino acids)
Cellular component (GO): catalytic step 2 spliceosome
Source: RefSeq, a predicted model, not a curated record
ACAUGGAAUGUCAGUGGGAUGUCACAAAAUAACCAAACAUUGCCGAAAAAAGGAAAAACAUUAUUUAAUUGAUGCUUUUCUGCAUUAAAAUCGCGGAAUUUAGGGCACUAGCUGUAGCAGAAUUCAUUCUAAUUCGUUUGCAGUUGCUCUAAUCACAUCUAUAUAAGAAAACCAGUGAGAAAAGCGUGUAUUCUAAAUCAUUUUGUGUACGGCUUGAUUGAGGAUUCUGUUUUCGAAGCUACCAAUGGCUACCGACAUCAUCAAAGGGUACUCACAUCUGCAACAGGAGCUGAAUAAGGCUCGAGAUAAUCUCAAGGACUUGAAUGAGAACAUCCGGAAGAUAGUCGGGCGGGAUCCGUCGAAUACUGAACAGUAUAGCAGCGGUAACAGUUUCGGUGCCUAUUCGCGCAAUGAAGUACGCAAACGCAACUCAACCGGGUUUGAACCGGGCAGACGGAUGGACCAGGAGCGGCGCUUCUCCGACGUCGGUCACAAUCCACCGAAGCGUCGAGCCGUAGGAGAAACCAAAUCCGUAUUCAGUCGUCUAUCAGGUCCGCCGAAUCGUGACAUGGAGUAUGAAAAACCCAGAAUCUAUUCACGAGUCAUCAAGGAACAACCAACGAGACAGGAGAUAGUCGCCGCCCAGGGCAGCGACGAGCAGUCACGAGCUCGAAACCGACGCAUCUUUGGUUCUCUACUUGGCACGCUGCAGAAGUUUUCCCAGGAAGAAUCCCGACUCAAAUCGAAAGAGGAGAAGAAGGCCCAGAUCGAGAAGAAGUUAGAGGAACAACAAAAGAUUGAGCGAGAAAACAUGAGGAAAGAAAAACAAUGCCUCUACACCGAUCGUAAACGGCAACAGUUGGAGAUUCGCGCCCUUGAAACCAAGAUGAACAAAAUGAAGGAUCUCGAAGCCUGGGAGGAAAUGAAGAAGCCAUUGGCCAAUUUUAUCAAGACUAAAACGAAGCCGCAUAUUUACUAUCUUCCGAAGAAGAUGGACGCUAAAACGGAAAAAAGAUUAAAAGAAUGCCAAGAGGAGCAUGCAAAAAUGAUGGAACGGAAGCGCCAAGAAGUAAUGGACAGUAUCGCCACCAUAGAGGCUCGCCUCAAAGCGGACCUGAAGAACUUGGAGGAAAAUGCCAACCGCGAUCGAUCUGCUGGCCAAGACGAAACUCCAAAUAGCUCAAAAAUGGAUCGCAUGGCAGCAACGGAGGAAGAUGAAGACUACCAGGAAGACGACCACGCCAACAGCUCUUACGAUCAUGACGAACAUUCUGACGUAGCAGAAGGACCAGCCCUACCUUCGGCGUUGGUGACACCCAACUUUAAAAUUACAAUCCAUAACAAUGAAGUGAAGCAAGGUGAUAAAUCCGAGCCUUCUCCUAAGUUAAUGCGCUUAGUUGAUGGAACGGUUUCGUCUUCGAUGAACAUCGAUUCCACUGCGGACAGUGCUUCCUAUUUGACUCAGGGAGAAAACUUCCAGAUCACAUUCAAAACAGACCGCAAUUCUGAGUGAUCCAAACCGUUGCUUUACACUCCGUCAUCCCCUGUUGCAUAGAUCAAGCGAUGCCGAACAAGAAAAAGUCGAGUUUUGAUGCCAUUGAGAUGCAGUACAAUAUUUAAAAGAUCGACGCAGGUUCACUAUUGACAGAAUAUGUGUUUAAGAACACACAGAAAAACAAGUGCUUCACAGUAAAAUAGACAAAAACCAUCUAAAUCAUACCGGUAAAGCUAAGGCAUUGAUUGCCUUUGUGGAUGCAAUUUUUGAAACAGUGAAGGGCGAGAAAAGUUCUUUGCUCGAAUAGUAUACACUAAUUUGGUUUGUGCGAAAAAAAAACGUUUAAACAAAGAUAGUUUUUGUUUGUGUAUCAAAUCGAUGUACUCAAAAGUAGACAUACAAAGCAGAAAUUUCAAAAACACUAAUAAUAAUCAUAAAGUUAUCCUAAAACAUCCAAUAAAAUGAUAGCGUAUCCAA